UCGUUUCGCUAUACCAAAGGAAAUCAAACUAAAGGGAUCAAACCAAACGACAGCCAUGGCGAGUGAACCAAUUCCGUCCGCCACCGCCGCCGCAACUCCCCCCGAAAAUGGACACUGUUCGAUAUUCGACCUCACUGUCAACUUCUUCGAUUCGUGUCGUUUACUUUCUCCUUCUUUAACUUCACUCUUCCAGCCUCUCUCCAUCUCUGAGAAUUCUUCUUCAGAAAACCCUAAUAAUACCGAAGACAUUGAAGAAAAGAGCACCAAACCCGGAGUCGCUUUGCCUAGAUGGACUUGCAAUACCUGCAAGGCUGAGUUUGACUCUCUCCAGGACCAGCGCUCCCACUUCAAAUCCGACAUUCAUCGUUUAAAUGUAAAUUUUCUCUCUGUUUCUUUUCAAUUUGCUUUAUUUGAAGUUGAUAAGGGAGCUUAUCCUCGCAGUGAUGCACAUAAGGGAUUGAUUGAAAAUAUUAGGAAGAAGUUGUUAAUUCUUCUUCAAACCGGAGAGAGAGUUUCAGUUUGGAAAUCUUUAAUUUUGAACGAGUCUGAAAGUGUUCUAUAUGAGAAUGAUAAAGAAGUGUGGAGCCAUAAUCCUGGGUGCUUGAGAGAAAAUGAGGUGAUUGAGAGAUUGAGAACUUUGAUUCAAGAGCCUAAGGAUAAUGCAAUUUUCAGGAUUGUGUUGCUUUCGAGUGGUGGACACUUUGCUGGUUGUGUGUUUCAUGGCAACACAGUGGUGGCUCACAAAACAUUCCACAGAUAUGUUGUGAGGGCCAAGGCUGGUAAGAAACAGUCAUCAAAAGAUGCAACCGGGAAGGCUGCGCAUUCUGCUGGAGCUGCACUCCGGCGGCAUAAUGAACUUGCAUUGAAGAAGGAAAUUCAAGAGUUGCUUGCUUCUUGGAAGUCUUAUUUCGAAGCUUCAUCAUGUGUUUUUAUUCAUGCUCCUUCAAGCAAUCGUAAUGUGUUCUUCAAUGGGGAUAAACCUUGUUUUAGUCAUCAUUUCUGUGCUGUCCGGAACGUUCCAUUAACUAUUCGUAGGCCCACCUUAAAGGAGGCUAAGCGUAUAUACAGCCAACUUACACAAGUUUCGUAUGAAGUGAAGAAGGAAAUUCCACCAGGCAUCAAAGAAGAUAUGUUAAGUAGUAGCACCAAUAAUAAUGGCAACCUAGACUCCUGCAAAGAGGAAUUAGAGGACAACUUGAGUGGUAACGAUGCUUCCAAAAUUCCUUCAAACAAUGUAAAAGCUGAUACUAUAUCAAGCGAGAGUGAUAGCGAAGUUGUUUGUACCUCAACACCUUUGCAUGAAGCUGCACAAUCUGGAGAUGCUCAAAAGGUUCUGGAACUCCUGGAGCAGGGUUUAGAUCCCUGUAUUAAAGACCAAAGAGGACGAACCCCAUAUAUUCUAGCCAGUGAGAAGGAAGUUAGGAAUAUGUUUAGACGGUUCAUGGCAGCAAACCUUGAGAAGUGGGAUUGGAAUUCUGCUAAAGUACCUAGUGCCUUAACUAAAGAAAUGGAGGAAUCUCAAGCAGCCAAGCAGGCAGAGAAAGAUUCCAAGAGAAAAGCCAGAGCAAAGGAACUAAAGAAAUUGCGUAGAGCCAGGGAAAAGAAAGCACAGGCUGAGGCUGCUUCCCAGAAUACCGUAGCCGUUUCACAAAACCAGGCUGCUGUAGCUUCAGUUUCGAAGGGACGGCAAGCCCAACCAGUUGGUGCACAGCGAAUCUCUAAGGAGGAAGAAUUAAAGAGAGCACAGGCCAUUGAGAGGGAAAAGAGAGCUGCCGCUGCUGAGAAGAGGAUUGCCGAAGCAGCAGCUGCGGCCACCCCCACCCACGAUGCUCAAGGAAGUAGCUCAACUGUAGGAUCGACAUCUAGUAUACAACCGAAAGGUGGAGGAUCGGGUCCAGGCGAUUUUAACUGCUCCUGUUGUAAUAUAUCAUUGGCUGGAAAAGUUCCUUUUCACAGGUAUAAUUACAAGUAUUGCAGCACCUCUUGCAUGCAUGUCCACAGAGAGAUUCUUGAAGAGACAUAACUUUUUUUUUUCAAGUGGUUACGAGGCGUAGUUGAAUUUCUCUUACAUUUUUUGCUUAUAUAUUGUCUCAUGUUUUCCAUAUUUAUUCACAAUUAAUAAAUAUAUUGCAUUGCUGAUAAAUCAUCUUCCUUCCCUCUCCCA
This is a messenger RNA of Hibiscus syriacus, 2164 nucleotides long. Its product is annotated as ankyrin repeat and zinc finger domain-containing protein 1-like. Lineage: Eukaryota; Viridiplantae; Streptophyta; Magnoliopsida; Malvales; Malvaceae. Gene Ontology annotation, molecular function: protein binding. The record is from RefSeq and is a predicted model, not a curated record.